Balearica regulorum gibbericeps (East African grey crowned-crane) is the source of this 3576-nucleotide messenger RNA. NCBI's taxonomy places the organism in Eukaryota, Metazoa, Chordata, Aves, Gruiformes, Gruidae. The record is from RefSeq and is a predicted model, not a curated record.
AUGGCCACGCAUGGCCGGCACACCAAGGUGCUCCCCUCCGAACUGAACAAGGUGUGCCCCGAGAGAGCAGACGACCCCGCCACGCACCCACUCAGGAAGAUGAGCGACUUCGAGGUGGUCCCCAACCUCCAGCAGAGCAGUAGCAGCGUCUCGAGGAGCAGGCGGAAGGCACAUUUCCCCACCGGCAGCAAUGAAAAGCAGGAAAAUCUCAUCUCGUGGAUUCCUGAAAACAUCCGGAAGAAAGUGUGCACCUACUUUGUUGAAAGCUCCCAGACAUCAGAUUCUGGGCGGAUCGUGUGCGAGUGCGGCUACCUCAGGGAACAGCACCUGGAAGAUGCUGCCAAACCUCCCAUCUUCCUGGGGAAGGAAUGGGACCCCAGCAGGCACAUCCAGGAAAUGCCAACGGAUGCCUUUGGUGAUAUCCACUUCACGGGCCUGGGACAGAAGAUGGGGAAGUAUGUGCGUGUCUCCUCGGAUACCCCUCCACGGGUCAUCUACCACCUCAUGACACAGCACUGGGGCCUCGAUCCACCCAACCUGCUCAUCUCAGUCACCGGGGGAGCCAAAAACUUCAUCAUGAAGCCAAGGCUGAAGAACAUCUUCCGGCAAGGGCUAGUCAAAGUGGCCCAGACCACUGGGGCCUGGAUCAUCACAGGCGGGUCCCAUGCUGGUGUGAUGAAACAGGUGGGAGAGGCAGUGCGAGACUUCAUCCUGAGCUGCAGCCACAAGGAGGGCGAGAUUGUCACCAUUGGCGUAGCCACCUGGGGGACCGUGUACAACCGGGACAGCCUCAUCUGCCCCAUGGGUGGAUUUCCAGCUGAGUACAUACUGGAUGAGGAGAACCAAGGCAGCCUGUCAUGCCUGGACAGCAACCACUCCCACUUCAUCCUGGUGGACGAUGGGACCCACGGGAGGUACGGGGUGGAAAUCCCCCUGAGGACCAGACUGGAGAAGUUCAUUUCAGAGCAGACCAAGGUGAAAGGAGGCGUGGCCAUCAAGAUCCCCAUCGUGUGUGUGGUGCUGGAAGGAGGCCCCGGGACACUCGACACCAUCUACAAUGCCAUCACCAACGGGACCCCAUGUGUGAUUGUGGAAGGGUCUGGGCGUGUGGCUGAUGUCAUCGCACAGGUGGCCAGCCUGCCUGUGCCCAAGAUAACCAUUGCCUUGAUCCAGAAGAAGCUGAGCAUGUUCUUCCACGACACCUAUGAGCUCUUCACUGAGGGCAAGCUGGUGGAGUGGACCAAGAAGAUCCAAGACAUAGUGCGGAGCCGGCAGCUCCUGACCAUUUUCAGAGAAGGCAAAUAUGGCCAGCAGGACGUGGAUGUGGCCAUCCUCCAGGCCUUGUUCAAAGCAUCCCGAAACCAGGACCACUUUGGUCAUGAGAACUGGGACCACCAGCUCAAGUUAGCUGUGGCCUGGAACAGAGUGGACAUUGCUCGGAGUGAGAUCUUCACGGAUGACCACGAGUGGAAGCCCACAGAUCUCCACCCCGUGAUGGCAGCUGCCCUGAUCUCCAACAAGCCAGAGUUUGUGAAGCUGUUCCUGGAGCAGGGAGUGCGUCUCAAGGACUUUGUCACCUGGGACACCCUGGUUUACCUCUACGACAACAUGGCACCAUCCUGCCUGUUCCACAGCAAGCUGCAGAAGGUCCUGCUGGAGGAGAGAGAGCAUGCAGCUGGCUCCAAAAUGCCAAGAAUCCAACUGCACCACGUCUCCCAGGUGCUGCGGGAGCUCCUGGGCUGCUCCACACAGCCUCUCUACCCCAAGCCCAAGCACACGGAGCGGCCCCGGCUCUCCGUCCCUGUCCCGCACAUCAAGCUGAAUGUUCAGGGGUCAAGUCUCCGGUCCCUCUACAAGCGCUCUGCCGGCCGAGUCACCUUCACCAUGGACCCAGUCCGCGAUCUGCUUAUCUGGGCUGUGGUCCAGAACCGCAAGGAGCUGGCAGAAAUCAUCUGGGCCCAGAGCCAGGACUGCCUGGCGGCCGCGCUGGCCUGCAGCAAAAUCCUGAAGGAGCUCGCCAAGGAGGAGGAAGACACUGACACCACCGAUGACAUGCUGGCCCUGGCCGAGCAGUUCGAGCAAAAGGCGAUCGGUGUGUUCACAGACUGCUACCGCAAGGAUGAAGAGAGAGCCCAGAAGCUCCUCACCCGCGUCUCUGAGGCCUGGGGGAAGACAACCUGUCUGCAGUUGGCGUUGGAGGCCAAGAACAUGAAUUUUGUGUCCCAUGGGGGUGUCCAGGCCUUUCUAACCAAAGUCUGGUGGGGGAAGAUGUGUGUGGACAACGGGCUUUGGCGGGUGAUCGCGUGCAUGCUGUUCUUCCCACUUCUCUACACCAGCCUCAUCACCUUCAGGGAGAAGAGGCUGCAGCCCGUGGGCUGCCUGACGCGCCUCCGAGCCUUCUUCACAGCACCUGUCGUCAUCUUCCACAUGAACAUCCUCUCUUACUUCACCUUCCUCCUGCUCUUCGCCUACGUCCUCAUGGUUGACUUCCAACCAUUGCCGUCCUGGUGGGAGUACCUCAUCUACUUCUGGCUCUUCUCCCUGGUGUGUGAGGAGACCCGCCAGCUGUUGUAUGAUCCAGAUGGGUUUGGCAUUGUGAAAAUGGCUUCCCUCUACUUCAAGGACUUCUGGAACAAGUUGGAUAUCUGCGCCAUCCUGGUCUUUAUCACAGGGCUGACUUGCAGGCUGAUCCCGUCAACUUUAUAUCCUGGACGCAUCAUACUGUCACUGGCUUUUAUCAUUUUCUGCCUGCGUCUGAUGCACAUUUUCACCGUCAGUAAAACGCUGGGGCCCAAGAUCAUCAUAGUGAAGCGCAUGUUGAAGGAUGUCUUCUUCUUCCUCUUCCUGCUAGCAGUGUGGGUGGUGUCCUUUGGGGUCGCCAAGCAGGCCAUCCUGAUCCACAACGAGGAACGUGUGGAGUGGCUUUUCCGUGGCGUGGUCUACCACUCCUACCUGACCAUCUUUGGGCAGAUUCCCUCCUACAUCGACGGGGUCAACUUCAACAUUGACCAGUGCAGCCCCAAUGGGACCGACCCGUACAAGCCCAAGUGCCCAGAGACAAAUGAGGACAACAAGAAACCCAUCUUCCCAGAGUGGCUGACGGUCAUCUUACUGUGCCUGUACCUGCUCUUCACCAACAUCCUCCUCCUCAACCUCCUCAUCGCCAUGUUCAACUACACCUUCCAGCAGGUCCAGGAGCACACGGACCAGAUCUGGAAGUUCCAGCGUCACGACCUGAUCGAGGAAUACCACGGCCGCCCGCCCGCCCCUCCACCCUUCAUCCUCCUCAACCACCUGCAGAUCCUGGUCCGGCGAGGCUUGCUCCGCAGGCCGGCCACGCGCCACAAACAGCUCAAAGAGAAGCUGGAGAAGAACGAAGAAGCUGCCCUCCUUUCUUGGGAGAUGUACCUGAAGGAGAACUACCUGCAGCACCAGCAGUGCAAGGAGAAGCAGAACACGGAGCAGAAGAUCCGAGAUAUUGCACAGAGGGUUGAUGUACUGGCAGAGCUGCUGGACUUGGACCGGGUGAAGAGGACAGGGCUGGUGGAGCAGAGAUUGGUCUCUCUGGAAGAGCAG